This is a messenger RNA of Megalops cyprinoides (Indo-Pacific tarpon), 2433 nucleotides long. RefSeq names its product cadherin 16, KSP-cadherin (gene cdh16). The record is from RefSeq and is a predicted model, not a curated record. Bases 1 to 2433 code for a protein of 810 amino acids. Gene Ontology annotation, molecular function: calcium ion binding; cadherin binding. Lineage: Eukaryota; Metazoa; Chordata; Actinopteri; Elopiformes; Megalopidae. The transcript has 17 exons. Gene Ontology annotation, biological process: cell morphogenesis; homophilic cell-cell adhesion; calcium-dependent cell-cell adhesion. Gene Ontology annotation, cellular component: catenin complex; adherens junction; plasma membrane.
AUGAGUGUGGUGCUGCUUCGGGCAGCGGGGCCUUGCGAAGGGGAAGCUCUGAAGAUCGGUGUGCCGGAGAACUACGACGGCAUUUUCCCCUGGUAUCUGACCAAGCUCCCGAAUCUCCCAGCUGGGCACAGCAACCUCACCGUGACGGGAGAUGAGGAGGGAAUAUUUGGAGUUGACUCAGGAUUCCUGUAUGCCUUGAAACCCCUAGACAGAGAGAAGCAGCCAACGUAUUCCCUGCAGGUGUCUUUCACCGUCGCCGAGGAGACGCAGAGCUUCACCGUGGAGGUGUGCGUCAGCGACAAGAACGACAACGUCCCAGAAUUCAUUGAGGAGAGCAUGAGGGGAACGGUGCAGCUGGGACUGCUGAAAGGGGUCCCGUUUAUGAAGGUGGAAGCCUCUGACAGGGAUGACCCCAGCACAGUGCACGCUGACCUCCGCUAUGGCCUGAUGGAUCAGACUCCCAGAAUUCCCUCCAGCCACAUGUUCCUCAUCGAUGCUCGUACUGGCGAGGUGGCUCUCACUGAGGAAGGGGCUUCCACUUUGGACCCUGAGAUGUGUGGUCGCUACAGGCUCUCAGUCAUGGUCAAAGAUAUGGGAGGAAAACCUACUGCGUUCUAUUCAACCGGCAUCGUGACCGUAGAGGUGACCGGAAACACAUGGGCCUCACCGGACCCUGUGCGUCUGCAGGAGAACCUGCCUGGCCCCUACCCAAUACCCAUCUCCCAGGUUAAGUGGAGUGGGAGCCCUGUUGAAUACAGCCUGGAAGGAGAAUUUCCUGAGAUGCUCUUCACCAUCAGCAGAGAGGGGGUCGUCUAUCUCAACGCACCCCUGGACAGGGAGACCCAAGACCAGUUCCUGAUCAGCAUCGUCGCAGAACGCCCCGACGGCAGGGAGAUCGCCAAGCCCGUCGAGCUGAGAGUGAUGGUGGGCGACGCCAACGACAACAGGCCCACCUUCCCCCAGACACAGUACCACGCGGUCGUCAAGGAGCUUGCCGGCAGGGGGACUGAAAUCCUCACGGUCCAGGCUGCAGAUAACGACGACCCGAAAACGGACAACGUGCGGAUCUUCUAUCGGCUGGCCAACCUGAGCCCCGAGAGCCCCCGGGCCCUGUUCCGCGUGGACCGCGAUUCGGGGGUCAUCUCGGUCCAGGCCGACAGCCUGGUGGGCGCCUCCCGGCAGUACACGCUGACGAUCACGGCCGAGGAUGCAAAAGGUUUAAACAGCUCCUGUACUGUUGUUAUAGAUGUGCAGGAUCAGAACAACAACCCGCCAGUGUUCUCCCAAAGCGAGUAUGGUCCUGUCCACCUGCCUGAAGAUGCCCGUGUAGGCUCCACGGUAGCGACAGUCUCCGCCUGGGACGGGGAUGAGAGGGGGCGAGACAGCUGGCUGGUGGAUUACAGGCUGGAGUCUGGAAAUGAGGAGGAAAUCUUCACACUGGAGGCUGACAGGCAAACCAAUGAAGUCUCCAUAAUCCUGCAGAAGGUGCUGGACUAUGAGCGUGUACGCGAGUACGCCCUCGUCCUCAGUGCUCGGAAUCCCGAGGCCCUGGUCCACGGGGAGUACGGCCCGGCGUCCACAGCAACGGUGUCCAUCGUCAUUGACGACGUCAACGAGGGGCCCAGUUUGCCUGAGAGCCACUAUGAGGUGACUGUGAGAGAAGGGGAGGAGCCAGGACGGGUCAUAGCCACGAUCCGUGCCUCUGACCCUGACUCCCACCCCAUCAGGUACUCUCUCAGAGGAGAUACCAAGAAACAUUUCUCCAUUGACAAGGACUCUGGAGAGCUGAGGACGGUGCAGGCUCUGGACAGAGAGGAAAACAGCACGUACACCAUGGAGGUCAUCGCUGUGGAUGGAAAGAACUCCUCCUUGUCUGUCUCGGCCCUGGUGACCGUGCACAUCCUGGAUGUGAACGACAACAGUCCCGUCCUGGUGGGGGACUACUCCUGGAAGUACCUGUGCACCCCACGCUGGGAGGAUCAGGCCGUGGUGCUGGCGUCCCGGGACAGCGACGGCCCCCAGCACGGCGGAAGGCUCAACUUCUCCCUCCGGAGCGAUCCCAAUGUGCGCCGCAACUGGAAGCUAACGCCCAUCAACGACACCCACACCAACCUUUCCCUGAACACUCCGUACUUGGCCCCUGAGGUCUACACUGUCCCCUUCACCAUCUCAGACAGCAGCUCUCCUCCCAGGAGUACCUUCAUCAACCUGCCAGUGACUGUGUGCCAGUGCAACGUGAGGGGGAACUGCAGGAUGGCAGCCAAGCAGCUUCAGGGGAUGCCCACCGUGCAGUCCACCCUCGGCAUCCUGCUGGGAACCCUGGGGGUCAUAGGGGUUAUUCUGACAGUCGUGUUUGUGAGGCUGUCUUACCAAAAUCCCAAACCGAAAAGUAAGAACAACCAGGAGAGGGUACCUUUGAAAGCUGCGGUGUAA